AUGACUAAAUCAGGUGUUCAACCUGAUGCCUAUACAUGUAAUACUCUUAUACAUGGGCUCUGUACAACUGGUCAAGUGGGUCGUGCUCUUCAGUUAAAAAAUAACAUGUUGAAAUGGAAUUGCAGACCCGAUGUUGUUUCAUGUAAUGUCAUUAUAGAUACCCUUUGCAAAGGAGGUUUACUUGAUGAAGCUUUGGUUCUCUUCUCUGAAAUGCUUCACGAUUUCAAUGUUGUGUCCGAUGUAUUUGCUUACAAUACUUUGAUUAACGGGUUUGGAAAUUCAGGCCGGUUAAAGGAGGCAAAGAGACUCUUUGACGAGAUGGUUAGUAGAGGAAUCUCCGCAAAUGUAACUACUUAUACUUCUUUGAUUCACUGUCAUUGCCUACAUGGUCAACAGAAAGAAGCAAGAAGAUAUUUUGAUGAAAUGAUGGAUCGACGGAUUUCACCCGAUGUCGUAACCUUCGGUGUAUUAAUAGAUUCACAUUGUAAAGAUGGGAUGACGGAAGAUGCUUGGGGGUUAUUUAAACUAAUGGACGAGAUAAACAUACAACCUAAUCAGAUUACUUAUAAUUCAAUGAUGGAUGGUCUGUGUUUAGUAGGUCGUUUGCAAGAUGCGGUGAAACUGUUUGACUCGAUGGUAGAUAGGGGCCUAAAGCCAACUGAGUCCAACUAUAGUGUGUUAAUCAAUGGGUAUUGCAAAAAGCGUAAGGUUGAUGAAGCUAUGCGGCUCUUCAAGAAAAUGGGACAAAAUGGAUUGAAACCAACAACAGUUUCUUACAGUAUAGUAUUAGCAGGAUUAUACCGAGAUGGAAGAGUUGGGACUGCAAGGAAUUUGUUUAAUGAGAUGUUAUCUUUUGGUCUAUCUCCAAGUAUUAUCACAUACGGCAUAGUGUUGGAUGGGUACUGUAAGAAUGGAAAACUGGAGGAGGCAAUAGAAUUGUUUGAAUCCAUGGAAGGUACUGCUGGUAUCUCUGCUAAUGAAUAUAUGUACGCUAUUAUAAUUCAUGCCUUGUUUCGAGCUGGCAAGUUGGAAGAUGCAAGAAAACUAUUUAAUGAAAUCCCCAGCAAAGGAGUAGUGCCUGAUGUAGUGACAUAUAGCACAAUGAUUAAUGGCGUCCUUGUUUACCAAAUGCUCGAACAUAUGAUAUUCUCAUUCAGGGAUUUCUUAUAG
Molecule: messenger RNA, 1170 nt
Organism: Papaver somniferum (opium poppy)
Lineage: Eukaryota; Viridiplantae; Streptophyta; Magnoliopsida; Ranunculales; Papaveraceae
Product: pentatricopeptide repeat-containing protein At3g22470, mitochondrial-like
Exons: 1
Coding region: 1-1170 (389 amino acids)
Molecular function (GO): protein binding
Source: RefSeq, a predicted model, not a curated record